AUGGAACGGACUGUUUCGGGCCAGGUCAUUGGCCCCGCUUGGGAAGCUCCCCAGCUUUUGGCUUCCUCUCAUGCCCACGAGACCGAAGGUUGCGGGCGGAAGUUCAGGGUCCCACUAGUCUGCGUUGGGGAAGAGGCUGGAAGGCAUAACCAUGCUUGGUGCAGGCAGCUGGCUAAGACUUUCACUUUUCUAAACACAAGAUCGAUUAUGUACUUCUGGAAGAUGAAACUUGUACUUCUCAUUAAUAAUGUUGAGACUUUCCGCGACGCGUCCCCUUUCGCGCUGAGGCAGUCGCAUAGAACUGGACAACACACCAAGUUGGUCGAUUGGAUCGUAUUGAACCCAGGAACAGGCGCGACGCAUCAAGAUCCAUCGGAUCCCAUAACCAAAUUCUUCCAACCUCUUUUCGAGCAACCAGAAUACCUGUGCCAUCUGAAACUUCGACGGUCGUGCCCCGUGGAAGCACCACACACUGAAUGGCUCAUGCUAUAUGCCCAAGAGAGGCAAUCUCUGACAUCGUUCUUAGCUUGGAACUCUGCCGAUGUGCGCACUAAAUUCAUCAACUCUGCCGAGUUCCAGUCUCUUACCGAGAUCCUCGCCGCCUGGAGUUCCGAGCGAUCGGUCCAAGUAUCUAUGAUCGAUCUCUCUCAGACAGUUGGGGACGCGUUCGGUGGCGGUGCGUUCCAGACCCAGUACGUUGGUCCAAUCGAGUACUACGAGCUCAUGGCCGUGUACUUCCCUGAGGAUCUGGCGGGUUCGCACAUCAAGGAGCUGAACCGCACCAAUCCAUACAACCUAGGGAUUCUGAUUGGCUCCGAUAUGUACCCCCUGGCAGGGUUGACGGAUUGGCAGCAUGGAUGGCUCGAUCGACCCGUGCUCUUCCAAGGUCGACGUGCCCGAUGCCUCAUCUACUUGUUGCGAUGGGAGAAUCCCGACCGCGAGCACGAGUAUAAGAAUUUCCGCGUUACGAUGAAAGGGAAAUUUUUAGAUUACUGGGAACAGUUUCUGACCCCGUUGAAGCAAAAUAGGAUGCUCGGCUACGAAUCGCAACAUGCAUCAUUUAUCAGACAGCCGGCAACCGCUAUUCGGUCCGGACUGCAGAACCUCAUCUAUCCUGAAGUACACGAUGUAGGAUAUACAGUCCGCACGGUGUUGAAUGCCGUUCAAACACCAUCCGCCAUUCCUGAGAUUAGAUCCUGCCAAUCUGCAAGAUGUUGUCAAGAAGGAUUUUCACAGUGCAUUGUCUGUCGUUGUUUCCUCUUCAUCUUCAAGGUCCAGGAGAUUUGGAUUCGUAAAGUGGCUUCCGUGCUUCAGACCGUAGCCUUCAGCUAUAGAGGAGCUGAUAUUACCCCUCGUGCUAGCGAAGAUCGUUCUGGCCCUCACAGAGCCAGCGACGUCCCGAGACCAAUCACAUGCAGGCAGAUACAUGGCUGUAGCAGAUCAUGCGUAACUGUCUGCGUUUAG
Molecule: messenger RNA, 1464 nt
Organism: Aspergillus niger
Lineage: Eukaryota; Fungi; Ascomycota; Eurotiomycetes; Eurotiales; Aspergillaceae
Exons: 8
Coding region: 1-1464 (487 amino acids)
Source: RefSeq, a predicted model, not a curated record